Molecule: messenger RNA, 2049 nt
Organism: Aphanomyces invadans
Lineage: Eukaryota; Oomycota; Saprolegniomycetes; Saprolegniales; Verrucalvaceae
Exons: 6
Coding region: 23-1942 (639 amino acids)
Biological process (GO): protein localization to membrane
Cellular component (GO): membrane
Source: RefSeq, a predicted model, not a curated record
GGAUUUGCAUCGCGCAAAGAAGAUGGUCGGGCGGACGAUGGCCGCGGCGCUCGUCGGUGUGGUCGCGAUGGUAUCUGCCGAGGACACGCACGAGUACGAGAUGAAGGACGAAGUGUUUGUGAUUGCUAACACGAUUCGCCCGUCGGCCAACCCGACCGAGACGUAUCAUUAUUACACGCUUCCGUUCUGCAAACCCAAGGAGCGCCAGUGGGACGACCACGACUUGGGGGAGCUCCUUACGGGCAGUCGGAAGAUUGUGACGGACUACCAAGUAUACUUUGGGAUUGACGUGCCGUACGGGAAGCUGUGCAAGGUGCCGAUGACCCCGGACACGAUCAAGUCGUUUGCGGACGCGAUUGAGGAAGACUACAUCUUUGAAAUGUACGUGGACAACAUUCGUCUGUCGGCGAUGGUGGGCCAGGCCGUGCAGAAGGACGCGACGGGCAAGAACAUGCUCCAACAGCACCUCAACAAGCUUGCGUCGUCGUACGAGUAUUACCUGAACACGCACGUGCAUUUUGAUAUUGCAUACAACGACGCGGAGACCGCCCUCGGGUACAUCGACGACACGGAAGUCAAGUCCCCUGUGCCCAAAUACUUGAUCGUCGGCGUCAACAUGUCCCUUGGAAGCGACAACAAACACAGCGGCGCUGCCAACUCGGAGUACCAGUACCACCUCACCGAGCAAAACACCAAGGACGCCAUCUUCACGUACUCUGUCAAGUGGCGCAAAGAGCCGACUUGGACGUGGGAAGAUCGCACGGUGAAGGACCCACUCCUGCCCGAAGUGCUUGAAAUCCACUGGCUCUCCAUUAUCAACUCGUUUGUGCUCGUGAUGCUGCUCGUUGCGUUUUUGUCGAUAAUCAUGUUUCGCAUCCUCAAGCAGGACGUGUCGCGGUACUUGGAUCCGGAGGACGGGCUCGACAUCAAUGAAGAGACCGGGUGGAAGCUCGUCCAUGCCGACGUGUUUCGGAACCCGCCAUACCUUGUCGUCUUUUGCGCAUUUGUCGGCGCCGGCGCCCAGUUGUUUGCCAUGUUGUUUGGUGUGUUGGGCCUCUCGCUGUUGGAUGUCUUUCACCCGACCAAGCGCGGCGGGAUCAUGGCGGCGCUCGCGGUCGCGUACCCCCUGACGGCGAGCAUCGGAGGGUACCGCUCGGCCAGUUUGUACAAACGAUUGGGCGGGUACGUCGUCCGACGAGAUUGUUGGGUUGCUCCAACUGGCAGUAGGCAAAAUUGGGUUUGGAACAUUGUCGUGUGUGGGCUAGUCAUCCCAGGGCCUCUCCUCGGCGUGUUUGCCGUGCUCAACACGGUCGCGAUCUGGAACGAAUCGUCUGCAGCGCUUCCGUUUGGCACGAUCAUGAUUUUGAUUUGUUUGUUUUUGCUCGUGAAUGUGCCGUUGACGGUCAUCGGAGGCAUUGCCGGCCGCAACACGACCAGUGUGUCCCAGCCGCCGUGCCGCACCAACAAGAUUCCUCGCGAGAUUCCGCAGCCCCCAUGGUACAAGGCGCCGUGGGUGCUCGUGCUCGCGUCGGGAUGUCUGCCGUACUCGGCCGUGUACAUUGAGCUGCAUCACAUUUUUGCCGCGAUUUGGGGACGCCAGAUCUACACGCUGUUUGGGAUUCUGUUUCUGGCGUUCCUGAUGCUCGUGGCCGUCACCUCGUUCAUGACGAUCGCGAUGACGUACUUCCAACUGGUCGCCGAGGACCAUCGAUGGUGGUGGCGCAGUUUCUGGAGUGGCGGCAUCACGGGGGUGUUUGUAUUUGCGUACAGCAUCUGGUACUUUUGCACGAGCACCGACAUGGACGGGUUCUUCCAGACUGUGUUUUACUUUGGGUACUCGGCCAUGAUGAGCUACUGCUUUUUCAUCAUGCUCGGGUUCAUUGGUUUCCAGUCCGCGUCAGGCUUUGUCACGACCAUCUACCGGUCGAUCAAGGUCGAGUAGGCGCCCAGCACGCCGUCGACGGCUCGCCGACGUGUGCCAUGAGGAUGGAAUGCAUCAUCGAUGUGCUACCGUAAGCCUUAGAAUACACUUCCCAUUGCGACAGUCCA